This is a messenger RNA of Didymodactylos carnosus, 2721 nucleotides long. The record is from the annotation of a GenBank genome assembly. NCBI's taxonomy places the organism in Eukaryota, Metazoa, Rotifera, Eurotatoria, Philodinida, Philodinidae.
AUGUCGCUGCUAACAUGUUAUCAAGGUCUUCAAUGUCAUUCAGCAAUUUGUCUCGAUUGGCGACAGAUUUGUGAUGGUAAUUUGAAUUGUGAAAAUGGAGAAGAUGAGCCGAACGAGUGUCUACUCCUGGAAAUAAACGAGUGUCAGGGAGAUGAAUAUCGGUGUCGAACUGGACUAUGUAUUCCACAAGCAUUUUUAAUCGAUUUUAGCUAUGAUUGCACGGAUUUCAGUGACGAAUCCAAAACGUAUCGUGAGUGGACAGAUCAAUUAUCUUGCUACUCAAAACCAGAUCUUGCCUGCGACUCUUAUUUGUGUUCUUCAUGUGAAUUACCGUGCGGUGAUGAGCAAUAUACGUCUGGGGAGUUGAAGAUUUCGUGUAAUAAUGGUCGUGAUCUGUAUUUUCGACAAGCUCUUCUUUCUCGUUUUUCGGCUGACAAAAACAAUUCAAAUGAUAUUGGUUUCGAAUGUUGGUUUCUUAUGUUAUGUUCAACUGGUAAAAAGAAUAUAAAUUUUUUUGGGUAUGAUGAAAAAGAAUGUCAAUGUGUUUCAGCAACUAUGGAAGCGAAAAAAUGUAGAACUUAUUUUCAAAAACAUUGUCCUAGGUCGUUUCAAUUUCAAGCGCUCACAAAUGUUCUCUAUCCGUUCACUCGCUUUCUUUAUUACAAUAUACCGACAUAUUCUUCUAAAUGGUGGGAACCAACGCAUAUUUGUUUUAAUCAAGAUUAUUGUUCGUUCUUUUCAUCUAAUGGAUUGCCGCUAAUUGAUGGUUAUUUGUGUAUUAAAGCAGAGCGUAUCGAAAAAUCGAUUUGGACACUGCAGAGUAUUUUUUCAGCUUGUCAUACAAUUCCCAUGUCGAUGUUGAUUAGUAACGAGCAAUUAUAUUACUGUAAUCAAUCGAUAAAGUACAUUUCUAAACAUCGCCUGGAAGACGAUAUUGUGGAUUGCUUUUUUUCAGAAGAUGAGCAAAACGAUAGAAACUCGAUGAUUAUAUCAGCUCUUAAUUCCGCCAAUCGUUUCAAAUGUGCCACAACCGGUGAAUGGAUUCCACGUCCUCUACUCGUUGACACCUCCUGUGAGGAUCAUUCGAAUAAACUAUUUAUUGGUGAUUGCAACACACCGUCUGAUCUUGGUUGUCAGUUCUAUCGUGGUGUUUAUUUACCGCUUAUUUACUAUGUAUUUCGAGAAAAUUGUAAUCGUCAUAUACAGUUAUAUUAUGCAAUCGAAGAGCAAAUGGAUGAAAUGAAUUGUGAUGAAAAACCAAUACGUCAAUGUGAUGGGUAUUGGGAUGCUACCAACGGAGAAGAUGAACUUAACUGUCCAAACACAGUCUCAUACUACAUCAGACGAACAAGUUUGAAAUGUGGUGAGAACGAUCAUUAUUGCAUGGACAUGGAUGGCAUAAUGGGUUGUUUGCCAAAGGAACGUGCAGGAGAUAAGAUUAUCGAUUGUUUGGGAGCGACAGAUGAAAGGGGAAACAUUUACAAUUUUCCAACUAAGUCUUCCCAAUUUUUUUGCUCAGCUUAUAAUGGUGAUGAUCCUAAAAGUAUAAAAAUACAACAGACCUGUAAUAAAAAAGUUGAUUGUCACUAUUAUGAUGACGAAGUGAUUUGUCCAUGGAUAUACGAUGCUGAAUACAAGGGUUCCGAUUUCAUCUGCAAGAAUGGAACAUUUAUUCGAUGGAAUUAUAGAUGCAAUGACAUCAUCAACUGUAUACCAGAUGGUGAAGACGAAUGGUUCUGUGAUCUUGAAAAUUUGCCGUCACUAAAGUUUGCUCUGUAUAGAGUAGAAGAAUAUCCUUCUAUAGAUACUGUUCUACUGCCUAUGGCGAAUGUGUCUACUUAUCAUCUGUCGAUAAAAUCACUUGUUGAUGACUUUGAAUCCGUCAGUGCUAAACCAGUUGAUGAUUGGUUUUGCAAUCGUGGUAUUAUAGUUACAAGACGACCGUCCAAAAUUGAAUGUUUUUGCCCGCCUAGCUAUUAUGGUUCGAGAUGUGAAUACCAGUCAGAGCGUAUAUUAAUAACCAUCCGAAUGGACAUAACCGCUCGCUUAAGUAGACAUCAGAAUCAGCAAAGUGUCAUUGUAUUGGUAGCUCGUUUAAUUCUCGAUGAUACAGUCCUUCAUCAUGAGAAACUCCUACACCUCCAUUUGAUGAAACAUGUUUUUUACCUAAAUUACCCACGACCACCACCAAAAAAGCGUGGUAAUUGGUCUGUUCGUCUUGAUGUAUUUUCAGCUACUAUGUAUAAUGUGGCAUUCAGAACAGCAUGGUUGUUUGAUGUCCCAUUUUCUUUUCUGCCCGUCAAUCGACUUGCCUUGCAUCUUACAUUGAAAGAUCAAGACACUUGUAACAAACCUUUCUGCGUGCAUGGUAGCUGUAGAAAAUAUUUGAAUUCACCAAAUCAUGAAUAUUGUCAGUGUGAUGACAAUUGGUCAGGUACUCACUGUAAUGUUUCAACAAUAUGUUUAUGUGGUGGCGGUGGGAAAUGUGUCGAUGGACAUUCGUCAUCAAUAUGUGUCUGUCCGCUUGGUCGUAUGGGCAAAGAAUGUCAGGCGUACUUCAAUCCCUGUAGAGAUGUGAAAUGCGAAAAUGGUGGAACAUGUCUUCCAUUAGACGAACGACAAUCCAUAAAAAUUAAACGACAAAUCACCUGGCAUUUUGUUUGUUCAAAAUCGUCAGCUAUACAAACAACUACAGCUAAACAAACCACUACGUAUUUAUAA